AUGUUCUCUAAACUAGUAGCUCUCUGCGCUGUGAUGGCGGUGUCCUCGGCUGGACUCCUGCCUGCCCCUGUACACUACUCUUCAGCGGCCGCCGUCUCCUCUCAGAGCAUCGUCCGUCAUGACGAGAACGCGGCUCCCGUUGCCAAAUUGGCCGUCGCUGCCCCCGUCGCUUACCACGCUGCCCCUGCUGCAGUCGCCUACCACGCUGCCCCCGCCGCCGUCACCUACCACGCAGCUCCUGCUCCCAUCGCCUACCACGCCGCUCCCGCAUCCAUUGCCUACCACGCCGCUCCCGUUGCUAAAGUUAUUGCCCAGCCUGAAGAAAUCGCUUACCCCAAAUACGAGUACAAUUACUCUGUUGCUGACGGACACACGGGUGACAACAAGCAACAACAAGAGGUCCGUGAUGGUGAUGUCGUGAAGGGCUCAUACUCCUUCCAAGAAGCUGACGGCUCUGUCAGAACUGUGGAGUACUCCGCUGACGACCACAGCGGUUUCAACGCCGUAGUACACAACACCGCCCCCACCGCCGCCCCCGCUUACAUCAAGGCCGCACCAGUCGUCGUCAAGACUCCCGUUUACGCCGCCCCAGCUCUCCAGUACUACCACCAUUAA
Molecule: messenger RNA, 615 nt
Organism: Nymphalis io (European peacock)
Lineage: Eukaryota; Metazoa; Arthropoda; Insecta; Lepidoptera; Nymphalidae
Product: cuticle protein 8-like
Exons: 3
Coding region: 1-615 (204 amino acids)
Cellular component (GO): extracellular matrix
Source: RefSeq, a predicted model, not a curated record